Pyricularia grisea is the source of this 219-nucleotide messenger RNA. RefSeq lists its product as uncharacterized. Bases 26 to 172 code for a protein of 48 amino acids. The transcript has 2 exons. NCBI's taxonomy places the organism in Eukaryota, Fungi, Ascomycota, Sordariomycetes, Magnaporthales, Pyriculariaceae. The record is from RefSeq and is a predicted model, not a curated record.
CUGGGCUGUUGGCUUGCAUAUUUCCAUGUCACGUUCCGACGGUCAAUUACAAAGGUGGAUUUGUCCAAGUGUUUUCUGGGCUUCCAAAAUCAUACAACACUAUCAUGGCUUGCUUGAACUCUCCAAGAGGCAAGCACCUGACUACCUGUCUCUAGUAAUACCUCCGCACUAAGCAAUAUUGAUAGAAAAUCAAAGGCAUUUUCAUUGCGUCACACUGGA